Alnus glutinosa is the source of this 1930-nucleotide messenger RNA. RefSeq lists its product as uncharacterized. Lineage: Eukaryota; Viridiplantae; Streptophyta; Magnoliopsida; Fagales; Betulaceae. The record is from RefSeq and is a predicted model, not a curated record. Bases 341 to 1753 code for a protein of 470 amino acids. The transcript is spliced from 2 exons.
AUUAAAAGAUCCCUAGUCUCUACCAAGAAAUGCUGUGAUUCAAUUUCUCUUAUUGGGCCCGACCUGGGGUGAUUCAUGUUUUGGUAUCCAAGGAAACCGUAGCUUCCCGCCAAGGAAAAAUAUACGAUGAAAAAGCAACCGACUUUUAACUGUUUUAAGAAGCAAUGAAUAUGUGCUUUACUCAAUUGCUGACACUUGACAACAUUAUUGUUUCUCCAUUAACAUCCCUCUCACCAGUAAACCAUGAGCCUAUUUCUCAUUUUAUUAACUCAAAAUUAAUUCACCAAAAGAUAAACAAGAAAAGGCAAAUAGAAGGGGGAAAAAAAAAAAAAAAUCAUCUAUGGAGCUUGAAUUGGGACUCAAGAUCACCAAAACCAGAGAUGAUCUCGCUUCCACCGCUGAUGUUAUGAUUGCCAAAGACCGAGCAGGUCCUGUUUUCUUGUCUAAAGAACAUGACAGCAUGUUCAUCCUCACUGCAUAUCUCAGAGGUUUCAGGAAAGAGAACAUUGAUAUCAAGAUAAAUGAAGAUGGGACGCGGAUAACAGUCAGUGUGGAGAAGCCGGUGCAGGAAAUGGUGAUGAUAGAUUGGAUGGUAUACAAGAAAAGAGUGGAACUCAGGGGUUUUAGAAAGGUUUUCAAAAUUCCUGAUGGGGUGGUGUUGGAUCGGAUCAAAGCCAAGUUUGAUGAAGAAGCUAGCUUGACAAUUGUCAUGCCUAAACGGGAAAAGGGAAUUCGUAGGGUUGGGAUUGAGGAAGUGAAGGAAGAGGAGGUUGAGAGAGAGACAGCAAAACCAGAAAGAGAGCAAGCUGUAGCUGAUGCGGUUCUUGAAAGAGACAACGUCGGAAUGAAACUUCAGGAAGAAUCUAACAACCCCGAGACUGAUGGGGUUGUGAAAGAAAAGGUUGGGAGAGGGAAACCAGAAGCAGUGCAAACUGUAGCUGAUAAAGAGCCUAAAAGAGAGAGAGAAACGCGAGAGCCUGAGAGUAAAAUUACAGAAGAAACUCAGCAGGUGGCAGAGACACCGGAAGAAGCACAAAAGAUUGAGCAUCAUAGAGAAUUAGAAGGAGCCACUAAACAUCCAGAAGUGGCGACAAUGAAACCUACGACUGAAGAAACUUGGAGCAAAGAGCUUCCGGAAUUGUCUGAGCCGACAAAGAAACGGGACAUUCCAAAGGAAGAAGUACAAGAAAAAGGACUGGAGGAAGAACACCUUCACGGCCCAGAGAGGGCUGAACCAUCACAUACUGUAGUGGAUCAAGUGAGUCAACAACCAGAAAUACCACACCAACCAUCAAGUCACCGAACUGAAGUCGAAGAAAAAGGCACAAAGGGAGAAUUUCGUCAAGCAGAACAUGAAAUGCCUCAAGAACCACAAAAUCAGGAGUCACAUACAGAUGUUCGAGAGUCAACAAAAUCCAAACCUGAUCAAGAACCCGUACAAGCAGAAACUCUUCAACCGGAGCGCCCUGUUGAAAACCAUGACAAAGAGGAAGUUAAGGAACGAGAAGAAACUCAUGUUGUACAAAAUGAAGUUGUUCAAGAGGCAAGUAAAGAAAGAAGUUCUCAAGAGAAAGAAGGUGAAUCAUCAGAAGCAGGGAAAAAGAAUGAUCUUGGUGAGCAAGAAACUCGAGAGAAUCAGUCAGAUUCAAAAAUGUGUAAGCUAGGUGCUCCCUGUGUUAUUGCAGGAUCAGCCUUUUUGGUCUCUCUCAUAGUUUUUGUCAUUCACAAGAUUAGAGCUAAGAAAAAUGAGUAAUUUGUGCAUAAGCUGCUUUAUUUCUUUGUUAUUAAGUGUAUAAAUUAACAAUUGUAUUAAAGUUCAUGUGCCAUUAAGGAGAAUUUCAUGGUGUGACAGAGAUAGAAUGAAUAACCUUAAAAGCACAUAAGGUGAACUUGAGGUAAAGUGAGUACCAUUUCAAAGGUGAAAUGACAA